UCGUAUAGUCCACCAACGACUACUUUUGCGUAGGCUACAGUAUAGCGAUAGUGCGCAUAUGCUUCGCGAAUCUUUCCGUACGUAGAGCGCAAUAGUGACUGGUGACAUUUUUGUGUGUUUGUUUCAAUCCCGGGGAGGGGAGGGGAUGAAUUUCUUCCCAAGCAAGAGGGCGUGAGAGGGGCGCGCAAGGGCGCAAGGGCUGGGGACUAGCGCCAUCGCGGCGGCAGCAUGAAUCGCAGGUCAGAUCUCGCUCCGGCAGCUCGGCAAGCGAUCUAGCGAUCUAGCGCCAUCGAAAUUUGGAUGAAAUAUCGCUCUGUCUCGCUCCAGGCGCAGGGUUUUGGCAGCCGCUGGACGAGAUUUCUCGGCGCAUUGCUGGAUCUUUGGCAGCGCUCGCCCGUGGCGGCAUUGUCAUUGGAAUUCAGGGCUCUAGCAGGCACGAGGACCUAAUCAACAAGCGCGCUCCUUCCAAGGGAUUUUUCCAGCCAUGUCAGAGGAUCAUCAGCAUAAAAUCCAGGAACAGCUGCCAGAAAUCGACUACUGCCCGAACGAUAGCCCGCCAUGGCCUCAAACUAUCCUCCUUGGAUUCCAACAUUUUCUAACAAUGAUAGGAACCACGGUGCUCAUUCCAAGCCUAUUGGUGGGCAAUAUGGGCGCUACCAACGAACAAAAGGCUCGGGUGUAUCAGACAUUGCUGUUUGCUUCGGGGAUAAACACUUUGAUCCAAACGUUUGUUGGAACAAGGUUGCCCGUCGUUGUAGGUGGUUCCUUUGCGUAUAUUAUUCCCAUAACAUCGAUUACCAACUCGCCAAGGCUACGAUCGAUAUACUACGAUCACGAUAGAUUUGUUCACACGAUCAGGGCAGUUCAGGGUGCAGUCAUUCUUUCCUCUAUCUUACAGAUAAUUUUAGGAUUUAGUGGUCUAUGGGGGAUCAUGUUGAAGUACAUUUCUCCUACAACUUAUGCGCCUGCAAUUAUUUUGCUUGGUCUCGGCUUUUAUGAGUAUGGCUUUCCAGGAAUAGCCAAGUGUGUAGAAAUCGGACUGCCAGCGUUGAUCAUUCUUCUCCUCUUUUCUCAGUAUUUUAAAGCUUUGUCAAGAAAGAAGCUACCAGUUUUUGAGCGCUUCCCGAUUAUCGUGACAGUAAUAAUAUCAUGGGCCUAUGCAUAUAUUUUGACAGUAAGUGGAGCAUAUAGAGCCGCGACAGAGAAAGGAAAAGACCAUUGCCGCACGGAUCGUGCUCAUCUAGUUGGAUCUUCUCCCUGGAUAAGACUUCCAUAUCCGUUGGAAUGGGGCGCUCCUACAUUUGAUGGGGGCUAUACAUUCGCCAUGAUGGCUUCCGCCCUCGUUGCUCAGAUUGAGUCAACUGCAGCCAUUUAUGCUGUCUCACGGCUCGCGAACGCCACCCCGCCUCCUCCUUUUGUUGUUGGUCGUGGAAUUGGAUGGUUGGGAUUCGGGACGCUUCUGAACGGCUUGUUUGGAACCGUGGUAGGACCAACUAUAUCACCAGAAAAUGCGGGUCUCGUUGGAAUUACCCGUGUUGGUAGUCGUCGCACGGUGCAAAUCGCGGCGAUUUUUAUGCUGGUCUUUUCGAUCUUAGGUAAAUUUGGGGCAGUGAUAGCUUCCAUACCACAAUCGAUUGUCGCUGCUAUCUACUGUGUGACGUUUGCGGUCUUAGCUGCUGUUGGGAUUUCGUAUUUGCAGUUUGUCAACUUGAACAUCACCCGGAAUCUUUUUAUCCUCGGCUUCGCCCUGUUCAUGGGAUUCUCCGUCCCACAGUACUUCUACGAGUUCAGAUCGGCCAGCAACCAUGGCCCAGUUAACACAAAUGCGGAAUGGUUUAACGACAUACUCAACACCUUAUUUUCUUCAAACGUUCUGGUGGGAUUUGUGCUGGCUGUGCUCCUGGACAGCACCUUGAAAGCGCAUAAGAAGGAUCGGGGAAUGGGGUGGUGGAAGAAGUAUCACAAGUGGGAUCAUCCAACAAAUGAAGAAUUCUACAAGCUGCCUCUCAAUAUGAACAGAUAUUUUCCUCCUCCACACUACUAAGAGACCAAUAAAAUUUCGGUGACCUUUUUUAACUGUAUAGAAUCUCAAAGAUUUGCAUUU
Molecule: messenger RNA, 2104 nt
Organism: Selaginella moellendorffii
Lineage: Eukaryota; Viridiplantae; Streptophyta; Lycopodiopsida; Selaginellales; Selaginellaceae
Product: nucleobase-ascorbate transporter 1
Exons: 14
Coding region: 485-2044 (519 amino acids)
Biological process (GO): transmembrane transport
Cellular component (GO): membrane
Molecular function (GO): transmembrane transporter activity
Source: RefSeq, a predicted model, not a curated record